Molecule: messenger RNA, 999 nt
Organism: Amblyraja radiata (thorny skate)
Lineage: Eukaryota; Metazoa; Chordata; Chondrichthyes; Rajiformes; Rajidae
Gene: fam151b
Product: family with sequence similarity 151 member B
Exons: 6
Coding region: 129-920 (263 amino acids)
Source: RefSeq, a predicted model, not a curated record
AGCAGCAGCAGCAGCAGCAGCAGCAACAACAACAGCAACAACAACAACAACAACAACAGCAGCAGGGCCGAGACGGACCCGGUCACUAGCGGUGAGCCGCAGUAGAGCGGACCCGCUGCACCUGCAGCAUGGAGCAGCUGAGCGCAGGUGGCGGUGGGGAAAAUGCAGUGGAGUACUUUUUUAAACAAGGAAGAAUCCAUUCCAAAGAUGCCCUGGAAAUCAUCUGGUAUCACGCUGCCAACAAAAUAGCACAAAUGAAUGAAGCAUUGGAAAGUGAUGCACAUAUGAUUGAAGCAGAUAUUAUUUUUGGCAGCCAAGGUCCAAUUAUGGCCCAUUCUCCUGCGACUGACAAUGACAACACUUUGCAAAAUUGGUUGAAUGAGGUGCUGCCAUCAGAUAAAGGCAUCAAACUGGAUUUUAAAAGUUUGUCAGCUGUGGAACCUGCGAUGAAAAUGUUAGUUUCAAUGAAGCGUUCCCUCGUGCGGCCAGUGUGGAUCAACGCCGACAUCCUGCCGGGAUCGAAUGCGAGCAGUACAGCACUGAUCGCCAAGGAGUUUCUGCACACUGUAACGUCGUACCUACCCGAUGUAACGCUCUCUCUGGGAUGGACAACCAACAUGUUGGGUGACCAAACGCAAGGUUACACCUGGGAGAUGGUAAAGGAGAUGGAGCACAUUUGCCAGACGCUAAGCCAGCCAGUAACGUUCCCUGUCAGAGCAGCACUGCUUCGAUCGUCCUGGCCACAGUUUCGCUGGUUGCUGCAGCAGUCAGAAAGAUACAGUCUGACUGUGUGGACGGGAAGAGACGAUUCAUACACUCUUGAAGACAUGUUAUACAUCCGAGAGGACUUCGACAAAUCAAAGAUCUAUUAUGAUCUUUUUGAACCUAAAAUCAGUGCCUUAAGGCAGGCAGCAAACUAGAAAACUGCAGACCUCAAAUACCAGCAAGUUAAUCACAAAGACAGAACUUGCAUUUAUUUAGUGCCAAUUUUAUACCACU